GUGGGAAUCUUGUUCUGUUCUCUUUCUCUACCUCUCUCUUCUCAGCCCACUGACCAGCUGCGGCAGCAUCAGGGACCUCUGUAAGUUUUGCAUGCAAACACACACAUGAACUCAGACCUAAGAUAGGAAAUAUUAUAGUUUUUAAUAUUUAUAAAGGAAGGGUAGUUUAGUAAGAAUCAGCGUUUAACAUCACAUGGAGCUUUUGUGAGCUUUCAGCAGGAAGUCCUCACAUGUGUGUUUAAGCUUUGUUAGCAGAUUGCAGGCAGAUGGAAAGAUGCAGAACAUCUGCAAAGCGUUCAUGCCUCGCAGCGGCUGAGAUCCGCUAGUGAUGUAUAGCAGCCACAUAUCUAUAGCAUCUUUUACUGUAAACUGUUUAUGUGCAAUAUAAACUAUGUCCUGUUCGGGUUGUCCAGUCUGAUUUUGUUUGUUUAGAUUUUCGGCGAGAGGAUCAGUGUUGCCACUGUGCUGUUUUUAGUCUAAAUCAACAGGAUCCUACUGUUGUGACAAAUUAGUUGGAUUUUUCUACAUUUUUCGUGCAGGUCCUACCUAAAGCUUCAAUUUCAUUAUGUGUGUCAACAUGUCAGACCCCCAAACCUGUUAUAAUGUGACGCUUGUAUAGAGUUUGAAUGCAGGCACACAUCUUAAAAAUCCUCUGGGUGAAAUCUUUAGAUCUUCUCAGCUGGGCUGCAGAUCCACUGAGGCUAGGGUUGGAAAACUGAUUUGUGAGCUGCCAAAGCUCAUGUUGGGCUCUUCACUGAGGAGGAAACUCGCUGUGAAGACUUUUUUGUUUGGGUGAACAUGACCCUAUGCAUUUACCGCAGGAUUGGAGUGCUAAGGGCAAAAAGCAGAACAUUUGGAUUUAUUUGUUUCUGAUGUUGUUGUCUCUAUGAAACAAGAUGGAACACAAGAGCCAAUGUUUUCGCCCUUUACAAUACGUUCUUUCGCUUAUGUUGAAUGCUAGUGUCACUAUACUGUCCAUUUCUAAUCAAUUUUGUGAUGUUAUAUGUCCACAGAUCCUGAAGAAUUCUGUGCUGUUGUUUUGUAUUCUCCCAUCAGAGCUGAAGAUGGAUAAUUAGCAGAUGAACUCUGGCACUUACGAGCUGUUUUGGGAGUCGAACAGAGAGAUAGACAGACUGAACUGUGUGCCAUUAUGUUUGAAUUCGGGUUCAUCUGUUUGUUUGUACAUCUGGUUGCGUCUGUACCUCAACCGCCUUGCCGUCGAUGCUGUGACCACCUCCCAUCACCAGAUGAUGCUGCAAGUCUAAGAGAAAGCAUGCCUGCAAUGCCUGAGGUCCGCACAUACAUCAACAUGACCAUUCUAAAAGGUGACAAGGGUGAUCGUGGAGAAAGGGGAACUCCUGGAAAACCUGGGAUGGAGGGUUCCCCGGGACCACAGGGCGCUGAAGGUCCCAAAGGAGCCAAAGGACAAGCUGGAGCUGCGGGUGACGCUUGUAAAACCCAGCAUUCUGCUUUCUCCGUAGGCCGACGGAAGUCCCUUCACAGCGUAGACAACUACCAGGCUCUAAUUUUCGACACCAUCUUCGUAAACAGCCCCGAACACUUCGACAUGUUCGCCGGGAAGUACCGUUGCCACACACCGGGUAUCUACUUUUUCAACGUGAACAUCCACACGUGGAACUUUAAGGAGACGUACUUGCACAUCAUGCAGAACGAGAGCGAGAAGGCCAUCGUUUACGCUCAGCCGAGCGACCGUUCUAUCAUGCAGAGUCAGAGCGUGAUGCUGUCUCUACAGGAAGGCGACGAGGUCUGGGUACGCCUUUACAAACGUGAACGUGAGAAUGCGAUAUAUAGCGACGAUGUAGACAUUUACAUCACCUUUAAUGGAUACCUCAUCAAGCCUGAGACGAAGUGAGACGAUGAAUCAUUGGAAAGGAAAAAAAUGAAUAUGGACAUGUUUGAAAAUGUGUCGAAAGUGCUUUAGCCAUGAUGGAGCAAUUAGAAACAAAUUAACCUGAAAAGAGCUUAGCAGCCCAACAUUUUGUAUUCGAUUUCUUCAGUUCAACAUGAAACAAUCUCACAGUGCAUGGAAAUAAUUCCUCAAAAUAAAGCGUGAAGCCUGCCAUGAAGGAUUCCACAAAAGGCUGGAAAAUAUAACCCGGUGGCCACAGGCUUGUGUGUUUGGACUUGAGCUCUGCACCUCAAGGUCUGUGUGGAGAAGAGCUUGGCUGGUUUAUGUUAGCCGUUAUAGAAUGUUUACAUGGUGUCACUGACUAUUUAGACAGAACUUUUACUAGCCCCUUUGACCUUAGCCAGACAUUAACAGACCACUUAAGGAACAUACACACAACAUCAUUAUAAAGUGUGUAAGUAUGUUCACUUAUUGUGCUUUUUGAGCUGCAAGAACUGAACAAGAACAGUGGCUGAAAUAUUUUUACUUUUUCCGUCAAAUUUGUGGUAUGUGUUGGUUGGUUUCUAUAGAGGCACAUGAAAGUUCAUUAGAAAGUGGUUGCUAGGGUGUUCUAAGUGGUUGCUAGGCCCAUAACUGUAAAAAUAGAUUUGUUGCUUCAACUGAAAAAAAUGUGAAUCAAAUUUUUAGUUAAUUCAUCGUAAAAAAAUUGUUAUUACGUGAAUUUGACGCAAAAUUUUUAUGUUAACUAAUAUUUUAAGUUGAAUUAACUAAAAAUGUAAAGGCAGCGGGUUACUUAAUUUUUUAAGUCAAAACAACAAAUCAUUUUUACAGCGUAUGAUAUUCUGCUUUAGAUAUGAUCUGAACCUGUAGGACUUUCUUCCCUUUAAAUGAUUUACUAUGUUAUUGUGCACCAUGCAAAGAUUUUGCGUCCAAACACUUAAAAAAGUAAAAGCGUGCGUUUUGUCUCCUUCAAGAUUAAAGCAUCACUAAAGAACACAGCACAAAAGAUGCAGUGCACAUUACACGUUAAAGUUUAAUACGUUUUUAUUUUUGUAUGACGUUUAAGCAGUAGUUACAGUGAUGCUUGCCUUUGACAAAAUAUCACGAGAUGGUCUGCACGCAGUGUGUGUGAUGUGUGUUUAUUGGAUGGAGGAGGACAUUUUUGUUGAUGUUAAACAGGAUGUGUGUGGCUUUCCUAUUUUAGCAGCACAAACCCACAUGAGAGAGACUUAGAUGAUAUAAAGAGAGGGGAGGUCAUGUUUUGAAACCAUAACAGACCAACGGUAGUGCUGGUAGUUUAGUCUCUGCCUCAGUUUGGCCUAAAAUCCUGCUGUCAGUAAUUCAACGAUUCUGAGACGAUAAAAAGGUGCUAAAUAAAAUGUAACAUCAGGUGCUAAACGUUCUUUUUAACACAUCAGGUGCUAAAAGUGACAUACUUGACUGCAUUGAUGUACUUGUGUUUUGUUUUGUAGAGAAGCAGCUAAAGGAAAUUUCACAUGGUGCUUUUUGUUAUUGGAUGUCUAUUUUUAAUGCCACAAUAAAAGUUGAU
Messenger RNA from Triplophysa rosa, 3419 nucleotides. RefSeq names its product C1q and TNF related 6a (gene c1qtnf6a). The record is from RefSeq and is a predicted model, not a curated record. The transcript has 3 exons. Gene Ontology annotation, molecular function: protein binding. Bases 1151 to 1873 code for a protein of 240 amino acids. Lineage: Eukaryota; Metazoa; Chordata; Actinopteri; Cypriniformes; Nemacheilidae.